Molecule: messenger RNA, 3513 nt
Organism: Cynoglossus semilaevis (tongue sole)
Lineage: Eukaryota; Metazoa; Chordata; Actinopteri; Pleuronectiformes; Cynoglossidae
Gene: dph1
Product: diphthamide biosynthesis 1
Exons: 13
Coding region: 52-1368 (438 amino acids)
Biological process (GO): protein histidyl modification to diphthamide
Molecular function (GO): 2-(3-amino-3-carboxypropyl)histidine synthase activity
Source: RefSeq, a predicted model, not a curated record
CUGUGCUCUAUGCGGUCGAUUGCUUUGGUCUAGUUGUUCCUCACUCGUUUCAUGUGUUUGAGGAAAAGAAGCAGCAUGGCGUCGACGGCGAGUGAAGUGCAGCAAACCGUAGCUGUCAAAAAGUCCGCAGUGCGGGGACCACGCCGGGUAGCCAAUCAGAUUCCAGAUGAAAUCCUGCAAAACCCUGAGUUACAGGAAGCAGUUAAAGCUCUGCCUCAAAAUUAUAAUUUUGAGAUUCAUAAGACUGUGUGGCGAGUAAGACAAGCUAAAGCUAAGAGAGUGGCUUUGCAGCUUCCAGAGGGACUGCAAAUGUUUGCCUGUGUCAUCGCUGACAUCAUUGAGAGGUUCACUGAAGCAGACACAAUUGUGAUGGGAGAUGUGACCUACGGCGCCUGCUGUGUGGACGACUUCACGGCCCGAGCCCUGGGAGCUGAUUUCUUGGUACAUUAUGGACACAGUUGUCUCAUUCCCAUCGACUCUACUGCCAGCAUUAAGAUGCUCUACGUGUUUGUGGACAUCCAGAUGGACAACGCUCACUUCCUGGACACAGUUAAAUUUAACUUUAGCCCCGGACAGUCUCUGGUACUAGUUAGCACCAUUCAGUUUGUAGCAGCGCUGCAGGCUGUAAGUUCAGCUCUCAAAUCAGAUUUUGACGUCCUGGUCCCCCAGUGUCGACCUCUGUCACCAGGAGAAAUCCUGGGCUGCACCUCCCCUCGCCUGGAUCAACAUGUAGAUGCCAUCAUUUAUUUGGGAGAUGGAAGAUUUCAUCUGGAGUCCAUUAUGAUUGCAAAUCCAGACAUCCCAGCAUACAGAUAUGACCCCUACAGUAAAGUUUUCACAAGGGAGUACUACGACCACCAGGCCAUGCGUGCUUUAAGACUGAGGGCCAUUGACACUGCUCGCCAUGCUCAGAGAUGGGGUUUGAUUGUGGGCACGCUGGGUCGACAGGGCAGCCCUAAAGUCUUGGAGCACCUGGAGUCAAGGCUGAGUUCUUUGGGCAAAGACUUCACUCGAGUGCUCCUUUCUGAGAUUUUUCCAGGGAAGUUGGAUCUUAUGCCUGAUGUGGACGCAUGGAUCCAGAUAGCUUGUCCACGUCUGUCUAUUGAUUGGGGUUCUGCCUUCUCCAAACCUCUGUUGUCUCCAUACGAGGCAGCUGUAGCUUUAAAAGACACAGCCUGGAACGACACUUACCCCAUGGACUUCUAUUCCAAUCAGAGCCUCGGGCCGUGGACGCCCAACCAUCCCGACAACCAACCUAGACGACCUGCACGCACUUCAGCGCGGAAACCUCACUUAAAUCCACCUCAUUCUGUGGACAAGCAGCGUGGGCAGAACCAGUGCACCUCCUGUGGCUGUCAGGGGGAAUGACAGAAGAUAACCUGAGCCUGGAUGUCUGCAGCUCCACUGAAGUGCAUCAGAGUUGGUGUGAGACUUCAUCGUCAGGUUAUCGUCGUCGUGCUCGUCUGCUCUUAUACAUACACUAGGUGGCAGUAUCUUCUGUAACACCAGAGAGAUGAUCAUACCCCAACAAAAGUAACGCGUCAUCUAGUGGCAUCAAAUGUAAUUACAGUCGAUGCAUUUGUCACGCAGGAAAUCAGUCAUGAUCAUGUCUGCAUCAUAACUUAAUGCAGUAUUUGGCAGUAGUCCAUGACGAGUGACGUAAAUAUACGACUUAAAAAUCAAAAAUUUGACUAUCUAAAUGUGAGCAAUAUGUUGUCAAGAAAUAACUGAAAUGUUACUAAGACAAUGAAAAUUUGCUUCAUUUGCUUAAUACUUAAAUAACUUCAGAAAAAAAGACAAGAAACCAUCAGAAUUCAUUGUUUAAUGACUGUUUAAUUGUAUUUUUGUUUUCAGUAUUCACAGAUAGAGCAGUGACUGACCAAUGAUUUUAUGUGCUGUGUUGAUGACGGAGAGCUGAUUACAAUUUCAUCAUACGUAAUACAAAUGCUUGGUGCUAAAGAAACGUCAGAAAAGUCAGGAAUUUACAUCACACUUAACAAAUAAAAGUAUUUUUUAACCAUUUACUCUAAAUAAUUGUUUUACCUUAAAAUAAAAAUAUACAUAACACAAAUCAAGGUUUUACGUCUUACUCUGUUCUGUUAACUGUUCUCCGAUGUGAAGCACUUCUCUGAUUUAUUUUUGUGCACGCAGUUGUUGUGUUUUGUGCCCCCUAGCGACCAUGGCUGUAGACUGUUACUACAAGAUGCUGUUGCUACAGUAACAAUCUAAUGCCACGGUUACCAUGGAGACAGUGUGAGCAGCUGCGGCAUUGGCUGCAGCAACACUAACGUCAUUGUUGCUUUUGAUGAUGUCACUGUGUGAAGUCUUCAGAAGAGAUGGAAGCGAUGGCAGAGGCCCAGUGGGACUGAACUUAAAUAAAUCAACGUUUGUUUCAAAGUGAGCGUCACUCACUCUAACAGAUGCAGCUUCAGUAAUGUCUGCCAAGGGUUUAGUGUCAGCGGCAGCAGCAAAGGUCUUUCCACAGAGUCAGCCUCAGAUAGGCAGCAGAGGUUACUCAGACAUCUGUAGCCAUGACUGUAGACUGUUACUGUACCUUAGAGCAAUUUUAGCAGUAAGCAGUCUAGAGCCAAGGUGUAGAUGCACUGACUGAGAAAUGAAAAGAGCGGCAGCAGAAAAGAGCACUGGUCUGUAGAGAAAAGAAGCUUAAUGAAGUUAAAAUGCAGCAAGUGUUAAACUGAAUAACAAACAAGACAAUUAGAAAAAGGACUGUGGCGUAGGACUGUUUUUAGUCUUCAUCUAAAGUCUUCUACUAAAGGCAUGUGCAUUGCAGGAGAAAAUAUUUUUUAUUUUAAUUAUUUUCACAUUUUAAUUGUGAUCAUUUGAACAUUCUUACCACAGCAGCGUUGGCUACUUCUCUGAAUACACAGUCAUGGGACUAAAAUUUGAUUUAUUGAUUUUCACUAUAAUUAUCCAUGACUCAGCCACCGGAUGUGGGAGUACAGGAGUUCAAAAAGCAGAAAUCUUUAAAAGAAAAGAAAAGUCCAGUUUACUUAUCUGCUGCGUACUGCCUAUAUAUAUGAAACAUUCCUAAAAAUGUGGUGAAAAUAGUACAACAAGAUACUAUUAACAUUAAUUGUAUGUAAUUAAAAAUGUCGACAUGGGUGUGAAUGUGAGUGAAGCUGGUUGUUUUUACUGCGUUGACACUGCGGUCACUGUCAGCUGAUGUUGGCUCUAAUACCACAGUGGUUUAUCUGGUCUUGUUUCAACUUGAACCCAACACUCUGUUGUUUUGUCCCCUGAUCCUUAGACAUCCUAUAAAAUGUCUUAUCUGUAUCAAAUUUCGUUUAAAAAACACGAAAACACUGUCUAAGGCCUCACUAUAGAGAUCAUUUAUCCUUGGACGUGUCGCUGUCCAUGGUCCUGGAAGUGUCUUCGACCUAAAACACCGUCUUGUUUCCAGGCAGGGGCGUCACUAGGAUUGGGAAACAGGGGAUUGUGGGGGUUCAGAAUGCGCGCGCACAGCGAUCCAAAGAGUUUCCUUCUCCUACAAAG